This is a messenger RNA of Actinia tenebrosa (Australian red waratah sea anemone), 1921 nucleotides long. RefSeq names its product dynactin subunit 5. Gene Ontology annotation, cellular component: dynactin complex. Lineage: Eukaryota; Metazoa; Cnidaria; Anthozoa; Actiniaria; Actiniidae. The record is from RefSeq and is a predicted model, not a curated record.
UUGGAUCAGGGACCAUGUAAAGAGAGAGCAGUAUCACAUCAGUCCAACUAAAAACCAGAAAAACAAUUACUUUUCUUCUUAUUUUAGACAAAAAAUGGAGCAGCAAGAUAUUUUUUACAACAAAGCAGAUUAUAUCCUGACGGCAUCAGGGAAUAAAGUCAGCCGGCAAUCAGUUCUGUGUGGAAGUCAGAAUAUUGUUCUCAAUGGAAAGACUAUUAUCCAAUCAGACUGCAUCAUUCGUGGUGAUCUGGCCAAUGUCAGGAUUGGACGGCAGUGUGUUAUCAGCAAGAGAACUGUCAUAAGACCGCCAUUUAAGAAAUUUAGUAAAGGGGUUGCAUUCUUUCCACUUCAUAUUGGAGACCAUGUGUUGAUAGAAGAAGAUUGUGUUGUGAAUGCUGCCCAAGUGGGCUCAUAUGUUCAUAUUGGAAAGAACUGUGUUAUUGGGAGACGUAGUGUAUUAAAAGAUUGUUGUGCAAUCGCCGACAAUACUGUACUUCCACCGGAGACUGUAGUACCACCUUUUACACUUUACUCAGGAUCACCUGGAAAAUUCAUGGCAGAACUACCUGAAUGUAUGCAAGAAAUCAUGACAGACCUCACCAAGAACUAUUAUCAACAUUUCGUAUCAAAAGAUGAUAAACCUAGUUGAUGUCUUAAUUGGCUUGUUACUUAACAAAUAAUACAGCUUUUUCCAUGCUCUGUUCAGCAAUAAAGCAUGCAGGAAGUGACGUAAACAUGAGAGAAGUGUAUGGAGAAACACCAGCCGUAGGCAAGUACUUUUGACACUUCUUGGGUGCUUGCAGCUCUUCCUAAGUGCUUUAUUUCUGAACGGAGCUUGGAAAAAGCUGUUUUAUUUGUUUUAUUAUAUAGCUACUAAUUUUUUUGGUAUUGAAUUUAUUUACCAAAAAGAAAAACAGUCACAGGAUCUAGCAGCACUUCGUGCGCGCAGAUGGCAUCAGCUCUGUGCUCCAUUCACUAAUAAAGCACAGUUUUUGACCAAUGAGCACGUGCAUACUAUCCUAACUAUAUAAUAAAUACACGUACCAUAGGAAUUAAAAUGUAAUGCAUAAUGCCUGAUUGUGGAUUAAGAAAGCUGAACGAAUAACAUGUUAGUUUAGAUUUCUAUCUGUUGCUAUUAGUAAGUACUACAUGUAAUGCUAAUAUACACUCAAUUGAAGAAUCAUUGUCGGGUUCAGAAACGUAGAAUAUAGAAGCUGAGACCGAAAUGGCACAUGGGAAGUACAUUGCAUGCUGUGACUGGUGACCCGUGGCAUCAUCCACUCUCAAGGCAGGUCUUCUAAACCGACUGCAUGGAUGGCGUAAAUGAAUAAAUUAUAAUAUAAUUAUGUCAUUUCCCAUGUGCCAUUUUGGUCUCAGCUUCUAUGUUCUAUGUUUCUGAACCCGACAAUGAUUCUUCGAUUGAGCGUAUACUACUGUAGUGCGUAUAGAAAGUAUAUAAAUGACAAGCAUAAUGAUGCCCUAUUCGUGGAUUAUGAGAGUUGGAUAAUUAACCUAGUAGUUAGUAUAUGCUAGUACAUACUAGUACCUAAAGGAACUAUAUAACGAACAUAAUGAUGUUAUGAUGAAUUAAUCUGGUUGUUAAUAACUAAUAUGGUAAUUUUCAGGGUUAUAAAUAAAAGCUGCUGAAUGUCAAGACACAAUGACAAUUCACAUUAACUGAUCAAUGCGUGACCAGUUAGUGUGACCUGUCAAGACUAUCUGGCCUAAAGACCAACAAUUAUUUUUAGCCUGAUAGUUUAUUAUUCCUAUUUGAUUAUCUCAGUAGUUAUAUAAAUGUGGUUAAAAGUGUAUUUUUUGAUUCUGAACUGAUUAUUUAAUAGUCAUUUUAAACAUGCCUCAUAGCUAAUAAUUGUUAUAGUAAUUGUAUAUUUAUAGAAAUAUAAUGGGUUAUGCAAGUUUA